This is a messenger RNA of Capsella rubella, 1353 nucleotides long. RefSeq names its product mitogen-activated protein kinase 10. Gene Ontology annotation, biological process: protein phosphorylation; intracellular signal transduction. The record is from RefSeq and is a predicted model, not a curated record. Gene Ontology annotation, cellular component: cytoplasm; nucleus. The coding region runs from base 1 to 1206 and encodes 401 amino acids. The transcript is spliced from 6 exons. NCBI's taxonomy places the organism in Eukaryota, Viridiplantae, Streptophyta, Magnoliopsida, Brassicales, Brassicaceae. Gene Ontology annotation, molecular function: MAP kinase activity; ATP binding.
AUGGAACCAGCUAAUGAUGUUGAGAGGGUGGAAACUGAUCAUCAAGGCGAGGUUACUACCGACGUCGUUGUGCCGUCAUCUCAAGUGCUCGUGACAAAGGAUACUCCGGGGAAUCUCUGCCAUGACGGAAGGUAUAUUCAGUACAACAUGUUUGAGCAAAUCUUUGAGGUCACCGCAAAGUACAAGCCACCGGUUAGGCCUAUCGGAAGAGGUGCUUGUGGCAUCGUUUGUUCGGCUGUGAACUCUGAGACCAAUGAGGAGGUGGCAAUCAAGAAAAUAUCGCAUGCAUUUGAUCACGCCAUCGAAGCAAAGAGAACUCUCCGUGAAAUAAAGCUUCUUCGUCACUUCGAUCAUGAAAACAUUGUGGGAAUCAGAGACGUAAUCGUGCCUGCUCAGAGAGAUUCAUUCGAAGAUGUUUACAUUGUGUAUGAAUUGAUGGAGCAUGACCUGUAUGGAGUCUUAGCAUCUGGUCAAGAGCUAACCAAAAAUCAUUGCAUGUUUUUCUUGUACCAAAUCCUGCGGGGAUUGAAGUACAUUCAUUCGGCGAACGUGCUACACAGAGAUUUGAAACCGAGCAAUCUCCUCUUGAGCACACACUGCGACUUGAAGAUCUGUGAUUUCGGGCUUGCUCGUGCCACUCCUGAGAGUCUUUUAAUGACUGAGUAUGUUGUCACAAGGUGGUACCGUGCACCUGAGCUCCUCUUGGGCACUUCUAAUUACACCGCAGCAAUUGAUAUUUGGUCCGUUGGCUGUAUUUUCAUGGAAAUUAUGAACCGUAAAACGCUCUUCCCUGGUAAAGAUCAAGCUCAACAGCUUCGUUUGAUUAUGGAGCUCAUAGGCUCUCCGUCUGAAGAAGACCUUGGAUUGUUGAGUGCUUCCGCUAAGCAGUACAUAAGGCAGCUUCCUUAUAAGUUUCCUAGCCAAUCUUUCUCUGAGAAAUUCCCGAAUGCCCCUCCGUUAGCAAUAGACUUGGCAGAGAAGAUGUUAACAUUUGACCCAAGAAAGAGAAUCUCAGUUGAAGAAGCGCUUGCUCAUCCAUACCUUAGCUCGUUGUACGACCCUAGCGAUGAACCAGAGUGCCCGAUGCCCUUUGUUUUCGAUUUAGAUGAGCGUACACUCACAGAGGAGGAGAUUAAGGAGUUCAUCUACUCUGAAGCCCUAGCUUUUAAUCCUGAGGAGCCCCAGGAAAAGUUGACUUUGGCUUGACAACAAUUAUGUAAUCAGUUUUUGCUUUUCAAAUCUUUGAAGUUUGAACUUAUUCUUUCCAGUUUUGUUGGAUAAUUUCCUUGUAUUUCCUUCAGUUCUCUGUUGCUUGGACUGAGAUUUUCUCAGAACAUUCUUCAUGUGGUUUUA